ACGUUGAUACAAUUCGACCAUUUUCGUUGGAAUACUGCACACUUCUCAUCAUUUACACUUCACACGCCGAUCCAACAGUGUUAUUACAUACAUAUUGACUCAGCUUAUGAAGUAAUCUCAACUUGUACGUAUGUAAACAAGAGAUAUGGAUAAAAUAACGCAUUUGUGGAACGUGAAUCAACUAGUUACGAAGCUGGAUUGUCCACAAAGGAUAAAUUUACAGACACAUUACAUAACCAAAUGUAGAAGAUUUAGCAAAGGAAUACAGUUGCCAUCCAAAAAUUUUGGUCCUUCGACAAUGUGUCCUUAUUGUGGAUCACUGUGGAACACAAUAGAUCAUACUGUUCGACUAUUAAAAGGUAAACCAGUUUCUAAAUCAGUUAAAAAGAUUGUUAACUCUAUGGAGAACCGUGAUAAAAAUGUUCCCAAAGUUCAAAGAAGUUUGGCAGAGAAAUGUUUAAAAAAUAGGAUGAACAAACUGGUACUGAAAUGUUCAGUUUGUUCAAAUAGUACAAAAAUACCCUUCAAUAAGCCACAAAGGGAGAGGAUGCAAAAGAACAGCUCAGUUCAAAAGAUACAAAAAAAGAAGAAGAGGAAGAACAAAGACAAAACGGCUGGUUUAAAUAUUUCUGGAAUUUCAAAUUUAACUACAGAGGAUGUUACCGAGGGUUCGAAAGACACAAUGACGAGAAAAAUGGGCAACACAAACUUUAUUAAAACUCCUCAGAAGUUAAAAAAGUUAAAUAUAAAUAGAUUAAAAGACAUAGUGAAUCAAGGUGCUACACCUCCAAAGAAGAAUAGUCUACAUAGUUUUCUAGCAGAGAUUUUUUAAAAAUUUAAUUUAUUAUCGAAGUAUUUUAUAAAAGUUCCUUUAAACGUUAAUUAUGUUUCAUAUAAAAGAGCAGUUGUCACAAGCUGGCUUUAUUAAGAAGAGAGAGAGAACUGACACUCAGUUUUUCAACUUUAUCCUAAGUGACUAUUUUUGUACAUUUAAUACAUACUAUACAAUUGUCAAUCUUUGAUAAAUUUUGAUUAUAAGUCGUUCUCUUCACCGCUGUCCGCGUAAUAAAAUAAAUACUAUACACGUUGAGUGAAAA
Ceratina calcarata is the source of this 1097-nucleotide messenger RNA. RefSeq lists its product as uncharacterized. Bases 146 to 832 code for a protein of 228 amino acids. NCBI's taxonomy places the organism in Eukaryota, Metazoa, Arthropoda, Insecta, Hymenoptera, Apidae. The transcript is spliced from 3 exons. The record is from RefSeq and is a predicted model, not a curated record.